GUUCUGUUAUGUUGAUUGAGCGGACGCUGUGCACCCCUGCGCCUCCAUUUCUGUGUUUGUAUUUUGAUAUCUAAUCGGCGAUGGAGCGUCUCUUCUCGACGUAAUUUCCUGUCGUGUUUAGGUCUUCGACAAUGCAGCACAAGUCCGUGCAGAGACGCAAAUCCGAGGGAACAAGUCUUCGACUACCAAGAGCAGAGCAAGGAGUCGCCGAUUCAGCCGUUGGAGAAUCGAGCCUAGGACUGGCCCCGACCUCGAUUUCGGGAAAGACCUUUUCACGGAACAACAAGGCCGGCGUCGAGACCAGCGUGGAUCAGCUCAAAGUCAACGAAUCAAGGACCCGCCGGAUAUCCGAGCCAGGGAUCAGCACUUCUUCAAAACUUUCUGCCUCGGCACUUGCUGAACGACUCGCACAAACUGUUCGAAGCUUCAGUCGUUCAUCACACUCUCCAGGACAAUUUUCUCCGACUAUGACAUCUAACUCCACCUGUUCAACACCAGUUUCGCACGGUGGGAUGUCGCCUCAGCCCUCGGCCGAUAACAUCAACCGCUUUGAAUUGAUAUGUCGUACUUCGCUGGACAAGGACUGCGAAUCAUGGGACGACUUUCUUUACCAUUACCGACGAGGGCAAUUUCCUGCGGACUAUCCUAUCCCAAGGCCAAAGUUAGAAACAUCACUUCUACCCUCGCCACCAUAUGUUGGUCCUCCAUAUGAAUAUCUGCCGUUCUUGGCGCCUCCAUUACCACCAACCGAGGAGCAGCGCCUACGAGCACUACACAGCUUUCAGAUCUUGCAGACGGGAGCCGAUCCCAACUUUGAGCGCAUCACGCAGUUGGUGGCAGCCGUUAUGAAUGCCACAGGAUGCGUCAUCACCUUGGUGGACCAUCGCUGUGUAUCAGUCAAAGCCCAGCACGUGACUACAUUUCCAGAGGUCCCUAGACAGCAUUCAUUCUGCGGACACACCAUCUUGCGCCCUUCUAAUGAUCCCUUAGUCAUUCUCGAUACCAAAGCGGAUUGGCGGUUCAGAGCCUUGCCUGCUGUCGUCUUGGAGCCAUCAGUUCGGUUUUAUGCCGGUGCUCCACUAACGACUUCAGAUGGGCUUAACGUCGGAGCACUCUGUCUUAUCGACUUUGAGCCGCGGGCAACGUUCUCGAACAGAGAAAAAGAGCUACUGGUCGACUUUGCUGCGGUUGUCAUGCGCGAGAUGGAGCUGUGGAACGAUCAAGUCCAGCUUUGUAUCAGGAACCGUAUGAUGCGAGACGUGACACGCUGGGUUCGAGGAUGUUUAGACAUGGGAAAAGAUCCGCCAAUCAAUAGGGAGGUCGCCUCACAGGAUUACCGACAGGGGCAACCACUCGCCUUCCGCCCCGUACCACAAGCUCUCCUAACGCCAUCAGAUCUUUCUACUUCUUCGUCCGGGAUCUUGGGGUCAUCAGCAGCGGGCCUGGGUAUGCAGGAUGAGCCGGCAUUAAUGUCUCCGCCAGCAGAGCCAGCAUUCCCUACCCCUUCAGGAUCUCCCACCUUCCUUUCCAGUACAUUUGCGUCCGCUUCCAAGGAUGGGGCUUCAUCUGCAUCCUCAACCGCAUCAGCGACACCGGCAGAUACAACCGGGAACUCUCUGCAGGACAAAGCGUUCCCCUCCGCAUGCAUGCUGAUCCAGGCUACACUGAAUGUGGACGCCGUCUAUCUUGUACAGGCCUCCUCCAGCGAGUGUAUCAUUCCACCCUCGGGAUCUUCAGUGGUCUGGAACUAUUUGGACGCUGCAGGACGUCGCAAGAAUCUCGUCGGCGUCGUGAAAGGAGCCCAUGUCGAGACCGAACAGGCCAACACAUCGCUGACAUGCGUUGCUUCAUCCCGCAAGGAUAGGGCAUUUGCAAGACCGGUUUUUGAUGAGGAGAACCAGUAUGCCAAGAGACAGGAGUCGGCAUGGGUGUGUACGGAUGUAGGCUGUAGGCCCCAUCGCCUCGGUGACGCCCUGUUGAAUGCAAUUGAGCCCAUCUGGAGAAGAGACUUGCCUGUCAUCAAGGAGAUGCUCGGAUAUGUGCGAGAGGAAAUACCAGAGCCGCCACGCGUUCCAGGACAAGGAGACCUCUAUACGUAUUCGCAUGAUCAAGACGCGAUCGAGAACGAUAGGUUCGGUUCGUUCGCGAACCAUUCGACGUUCAAGGACCCUACCCGACGGAAGAAUUUAUGUCAUACCUUCCAGGGAACGCUGCCGGCACUUGCGUCAGGGGCAGCUACACCGUACCAGUCAGCCGUGGUUGUGCCGAUCUUGGGCCCUUCGACAACUCACAACAUGUCGAUGGAGGAGCCUUGGGCGUACUUUGUCAUUCUUUCCGCAUCACGCACCAAGCAAUUUUCAUUCCAUGAGAGAAUCUAUCUCAAGAACUUUGGGUCUUGUCUGGUUACCGAGGUCAUGAAGCGACGAGUCGAGGCAGCCGACAAGGCCAAGGGCAUCUUCAUCAAGAGCAUCUCACACGAGCUUCGAACGCCUCUUCACAUUAUUCUCGGCGUUCUGGAACUACUUUAUGCCAAUCCAGAAGAACCAUUGAGCGACUUGCAGAUGGCCAUGGUUUCGUCCGCAGAGGCUUCCGGAAAGAAUCUGAUCGACACAAUAAGCAACAUCAUUGACCUGGCGAAACUGGACCCUGAUAACAACAUGGAAGCUCGAGAUACCCGCCGCGAUAGCACUUCGAUACUUUCUCCCGAUAUGAGAGAAACUAUUUUGGAAACCGUAGAUAUCCGUGAUUUAUGUCAGAAAGUCGCAGAUUCGAUGGCGAAGCUCUGUACAGACAAGAAUGUCAUGGUGGUUCCGUCCUGGUCGAAGCCUUCGCUGUCUUCGCUGUCCUCUUCCACAUCCAACUCGACAGCAGGGUCGGCUACCAAUGUCGCGACAUCACUUAAUCACCCACUACAAGGCAUCGCAUACACCUCAUCGACAGAGUCCCUGGGCAGCUCAUUUACGGCGCGAAGGAUCCGCUCCCCUUGUAAGACGAUUCUCGAGCUAAUGGUGGCCAUGGAUGAGCCGGAAAGAGAUCCUGGUCAGGGUACAUACUGGAAUUUCUCCAUGGAUGUUAAAUCGAUAACCAGAAUUCUGACCCAGCUCGUGGAGAAUGCGAUCAAGUUCACAACAGCCGGGUUUGUAGAGAUCUCGGCCGUUGCCUUAACAGACAGUCCUGUCCCAAUGAAACCUCCACAUCCAGAGGCUCGUCCCAUUGUGUUCACUGUGCGCGAUACAGGGAAGGGAAUCUCUGCAGAGUUUGUGCAGUCUCACCUCUUCAAGCCAUUCUCACAAGAGGAUCCACUUCAGGUUGGAACCGGGCUGGGCAUGGCUCUUGUCAAGGGAGUUGUCGAGAAACUAGGAGGCUGGAUGGAAGUCUGGAGUGAAGGCGAGGGCAAGGGGUGCGUAGUGAGAGUGCUGGUCUGGGCCACUCCUGCGCCCCACCAGACCAAGUCGUUGAGGGAUAUCAUUGGCCCUUGGCAUGGAGCGUCCUGUAGGUUCUAUGCUGGAGAGCACUCCGUUAGUUCUGAUCGACUCUUCAAGGUUAUGGGGGAGCGGAUGAUGGGUCAGCAACUCAAUAUGAAUGUUGAGAGAGGCGAUGAGCAGGACAUCACUGGCGAGGACAUGCUCAGAGAUCUCUACGACCAGUCUCGUUGCGGUCUCUUGAUUAUUAACGACGACGUUACGCGACUUAGGACCUACUUGUCGUUCUGGACUGAAUAUUAUCAAACGAUCAAGGAGGGUGAAAUCGAGACCCCCAAGACCCCAAUGCCACUUUUGGUACUUACAUCGCCACCGAACACAAAGGUUAUUCAAAAGUUAGUGGACGCGUAUCUGGAGAAGCAGAUUGAUUCUGAACGCCCGGCCGGCAUCGUGAUCAUGACCAAACCAAUCGGACCCGUCAAGUUGAUACAGUGCCUUCGCGAAUGCUUCACGCCUGCCUUCUCGAACCUUAGCCAGCAGUCCUCGUCUCAAGAGUUGCCACAUUCUUCGUCAGAUGUGGCAUCGAUGAGCCUUCAUCCAAUACCGUUGACUCGAUCAGCGACCAUACCCCAAAUCGCUAGGACGACCCUAGGCAUUCAUCAUGACAGCCGCCUGUUCUCUGCGAGCACAGCUAUCGAAAAAUCGCUCGCAUUACCUACCAUAGCCCAGGCGGAUGGAAACGAGCGGCGAACGAUGGCUGUACUCCCUCCGCAUUCUCCAGGUGGACUUGUCCUUCCUCCUCGAACCCAGAAGUCGAGACCCAGUUCGGUAAAGACCCCGGAUCAAGAGUCGCGCCCAAGGAACAGCACCACUAACUCUGAGGACCGACUGGGGACCAUGAACGUACAAUCUACAACACCGCCUGCUCAAGGAUCCGUGUCGAAUGGCACUGUAAGCAUGGAGGGGUCCAAAUACAAUAUUGAGGAGAGCGCGCCCAAACAUAGAUUACAGCGAUCGAUGAAGGACUACCAAGCGCAAAAGAAGCUGCAGAGAAACAAGUCUGCACUGGCUGCUGGUACUACUGGGACGACUACAGGUCAUCCUGCCAAAGAUAUCAAGAGCAGCGGUGAGACGCCUAGGAAGCCAUGGCCUCGAGUGCUGAUUGUGGAGGACAAUAUCACGAACCGGAUGAUUCUGCGAACGUUCCUAAAGAAGCGCGGGAUCAGUGUAGUUGAGGCCGAGAACGGCAAGGUAGGGGUGGAGCGGUUCCAGGAAGAGGUGUGGCGACGGGAGGGUAGGGCCGGGUUUGACUUUGUAUUGAUGGAUUUGCAGAUGCCGGUGAUGGACGGUAAUAUAGCGACGAAGCGGAUCCGGGAGUUUGAGCGGUCGAUGACGAAGCAGUUUGAGCUGUCGCACCCGCUAGAGACUGAGUCGUGCGCGGAUGAAGUCGACGCAAACAUGGAGCAGGGGAGAGGCUAUCACCCGACGAUCAUCUUUGCGCUGACUGGGUUGGCAGGGGACGAGGAUAAGCGAUUGGCGUUUGAGUGUGGAGUGGAUGGGUAUAUGACUAAGCCCGUCAGUCUCAAGAUCCUGGGGGCGUUGAUGUCGAGCUGCAUGCCCACCGACAUGGAAGGACUCACGCUGAUCAAUCCAGCGUGUCAAAUUCCACAUGCGUAAAGAAGCAGUUGCUUCUUUGAUCUCUUUUCUAUUUUCUAUUUUCUAUUUUCUUCAAUUUACCUAGCCUUUUCUUUUACUGUCUUCAUUUUGCUAUCUCUCGCUAUUCUAUUUCCGAAACUGUACAAUUUCUCCUCGAUCCUUUUCCUUUUGCUUUAGUAAAAGUCCCCUCUAUUACACCUGCAUUUCUUCCCUCCGUGUACAUUUACUCCACUUUUUCUUUUUUUCUUUUUUCUUUUUUCUUUUCUUUUCUUUUCUUUUUUUUUUUCUUCUUCCCAUCGCCUUUGUUUAAUACACAUAGUGCUUAUGAUGUCGUUUUCUUGCUUAUUGGCGCAUCGAGGAUUUGUUCAAAGACUUUAUGAACACAUUUGCAGACAUGUCGAAAAUAAACAUUCUUAGCGGGUGCAUCGAUGCACAGGUCUGAAGGCAACU
Gamsiella multidivaricata is the source of this 5528-nucleotide messenger RNA. RefSeq lists its product as uncharacterized. Gene Ontology annotation, molecular function: protein binding; histidine phosphotransfer kinase activity; phosphorelay sensor kinase activity. NCBI's taxonomy places the organism in Eukaryota, Fungi, Mortierellomycota, Mortierellomycetes, Mortierellales, Mortierellaceae. The record is from RefSeq and is a predicted model, not a curated record. Bases 132 to 5099 code for a protein of 1655 amino acids. The transcript is spliced from 4 exons. Gene Ontology annotation, biological process: protein autophosphorylation; phosphorelay signal transduction system.